CACUUAACUAUCACUUCUUAAUUUAAACAUCUUGUGUCAGUCUAAAAAUGAGCUUCGACAAUAAGGUUGUGUUGAUAACUGGAGCAAGCUCCGGCAUUGGUGCUGCCACGGCUGUAGCCUUCGCAAGAGACGGGGCCGAGGUGGUCAUCGUCGCCAACGAAACGCCAACGAAACUCAAAAAGGUUCAACAAGACUGCGCUAAAGUUGGAAAACCACCAUUAAUCAUCAAAGCUGAUGUAGCUAAUGAUGAUGAUAUCCAAAAAAUCGUCAAAGAAACCAUUGCAAAACACAAGAAACUAGAUGUACUUGUCAACAAUGCUGGAAUAGUAAGACUAGGAACGAUUCUCGAUGGAAAAGUGACUGCAAUUUACGACGAACUCAUAAAAGUUAAUGUGCGUGCUGUUGUACAACUCACUACGUUGGCGGCACCGUAUUUGGUGAAAACCAAAGGUAACAUUGUGAACGUAUCAAGCGUUUCAGGAAUCACUAUCAAUAAUCCAGAAAUGGGAGCAUACUGUACGACGAAAGCGGCUUUAAGCCACUUCUCAAGAGCAACAGCGCUAGAACUUGCACCUCACGGAGUCAGGGUUAAUAUAGUGAGUCCCGGCCCUGUUUAUACUGAUCUUCUUAAUAAUGCUGGUGUCUCUACGACUUUUGAAGAGACCUCUGUCACAGCGUUAAACAGGAUUUCUGGUCCGGAAGAAAUUGCGGAUCUAAUUAUAUUUUUGGCCAGUGACAAGGCGAAAGGUAUAACUGGCUCGAAUUAUGUAUCUGAUAAUGGCAUGUUGUUGAUAAAAUAAAUUGAGAAUAAUAAACAUCAGCUCUUUC
Amyelois transitella is the source of this 828-nucleotide messenger RNA. Its product is annotated as 3-oxoacyl-[acyl-carrier-protein] reductase FabG. The coding region runs from base 48 to 800 and encodes 250 amino acids. The record is from RefSeq and is a predicted model, not a curated record. Gene Ontology annotation, molecular function: oxidoreductase activity. Lineage: Eukaryota; Metazoa; Arthropoda; Insecta; Lepidoptera; Pyralidae. The transcript has a single exon.